AUGACAAUUGCUGACACUUUAUCAAGAGCAGCAGUAUCUCAUGACUCAAUCAAGAACCAAGAAGACAUUGAGACUUAUCAGGUAUAUCAAAUCACAAAAGAAGACAGGUGUUUCAAAGCACUAGAAAACAUAGAUUCAACACAACAUUUGAAUGUCACACCAGAACGUCUUAAACAGAUGAAAGAUCUUACAGCACAGGAUGUAACUCUGCGUGCCCUGACAACCGUAAUUACUGCUGGGUGGCCUAGGAGUAAAGAAGAGGUGAGCGCACAGCUAAGGGAAUAUUGGAAUUUCCGUGAUGAACUUGUGGCACAUGACGGCCUCGUCUUCAGAGGGAAUAGGCUAGUAGUACCUAUCACUAUGAGAAAAGAGAUGCUAAAGAGAAUACAUUCAAGUCAUCCAGGUCUGGAUGCGUCACUAAGGAAAGCUCGUGAAGCGCUAUACUGGCCCCGCAUGUCAGAAGAUAUUAAACAAAACAUUGAACAAUGCUCAGCCUGUCUACUAAAUUCUCCAAAUCAACCACAUAUGCCAAUGCAAACACAUGAAGUACCUGAUCUACCCUGGCAGCGUGUAGCGAUGGACAUUUUCACUCUAAGAAGGAAAAACUACCUAGUAACAAUUGACUACUAUUCAGAUUUUUGGGAACUUGACGAACUAGAGGAUACAACAUCGUCAACAUUGAUUGAGAUAUCCAAGAAAAACUUCAGCCGAUGGGGAAUCCCUAAAACACUGGUUACAGAUAAUGCAAACAAUUUUAUAAGUGAAGAUUGGACUAAGUUUGCCAAAGAAUGGGAAUUUUCCCAUGUAACAUCUUCGCCCUAUCAUGCGAGAGGUAAUGCUAAAGCCGAAGCAACUGUCAAGAUUGCAAAAAAGACACUGAAGAGACUUUUUGACAAAGCAGAAGAAGAAGAUAUCGAUAUAUGGUUAGCCAUUCUUGAGUGGAGAAACACUGAAAGUAAAGGUGUGGCCAGCAGUCCCGUUCAACGGAUAAUGUCACGUCGAACAAGGUCUUUAGUUCCCAUGAAAAGCGAGCUCUUCAAACCAUAUGUUCAGACUCAAGUGAGAGAUAGGUUGAUCAAGAAAAAACAGAUGUAUAAGUACCAGUAUGACAGGAGUUCAAGACAUUUGCCUGAUCUAGAAAUUGGACAAGGAGUAGCGGUAAAAACUAAACCACAGCAAACCAAUAGCAAGUGGGCGAUGGGCACAGUUGUGUCAAAACCUUCCUCAAGAUCUUACAUUAUUAAAACACCUGAAGGUUUGUACCGUAGAAACCGAGAAAUGCUAAAACCAAGUCCGAGUCCUAAAUGCAGCCACACAGCAAAAAAGUCAUUGUUCAUGUACGAUACUCCAUUUUCCCAGUCGACAGAACACGUUGAAGUAAAUGAACCUAUCAGAGACCAUGUUACACCGGAAAGAGCCCAAAUGAAGACUACUCGUUCAGGACGUCUCAUAAAAACGCCCGAACGUUACAAACAUUAA
Macrosteles quadrilineatus (aster leafhopper) is the source of this 1479-nucleotide messenger RNA. RefSeq lists its product as uncharacterized. Bases 1 to 1479 code for a protein of 492 amino acids. Gene Ontology annotation, biological process: DNA integration. Lineage: Eukaryota; Metazoa; Arthropoda; Insecta; Hemiptera; Cicadellidae. The transcript has a single exon. The record is from RefSeq and is a predicted model, not a curated record. Gene Ontology annotation, molecular function: nucleic acid binding.